AUGGUCAAUGGAAUCCUGGGCCAACACAUCUACGGCACUGACCACGAUCAACUCUCGUGGAAACAAAGACUAGCGAUUUGUAGCGGAGUCGCGCGUGGACUGCACUAUCUUCACACUGGGCUAAAGCGUACUGUUAUCCUAUGGGAAGUGAAGACGAGCGACAUUCUGUUGGACGAGAAAUUGGAAGCCAAGUUGGGAGGUUUCCGGUUGUCCAAAAUGGGUCCCCCGAGUUUGUCAAAUGCUUUAAUUAGGAUCGAAUCUCAUGUGAGGGGUACUUAUGGAUACGCUGAUCCCGAGUAUUUCCAGCACGGGGUGCUGACCGAUAAAUCCGACGUCUACUCUUUAGGUGUAUUACUGUUUGAGCUACUCUGGGGCAGAAUUGUAUUGAAUAAGAGAUUAAAAGUGGAAGAACAGCAACUGAUUAGCUGGGCUGGCAAAUGUAAACGAGAAGGAACCAUCAAUGAGAUAAUUGAUCCGUAUCUGAUGGGGAAGAUAGCUCCAGAGUGUUUCAAGAUUUACGUUGACAUUGCAAGUUCUUGCGUGCGAAAAAAGGAAAAGGAUCGUCCCACAAUUGGUGAAGUGGAGGUAGAAAUUGAACAUGCACUGCAGUUGCAAGAGAGCGCAGAUGCUGCAAGGAAGGAUGGUGAAUAUGACUAUCCCAUUGAUGGAUUAACCUGUAAUGAUUUUCCGGGAGAAUCUUCUCCCAUUGAGAUGAACAGAUAUGGCAAAAAUGCUUCAGAUAGCACCGAAUUGUCCGAGGAUGAAUAA
Molecule: messenger RNA, 768 nt
Organism: Quercus lobata
Lineage: Eukaryota; Viridiplantae; Streptophyta; Magnoliopsida; Fagales; Fagaceae
Product: receptor-like protein kinase ANXUR2
Exons: 1
Coding region: 1-768 (255 amino acids)
Biological process (GO): protein autophosphorylation
Cellular component (GO): plasma membrane; plasmodesma
Molecular function (GO): ATP binding; transmembrane receptor protein tyrosine kinase activity
Source: RefSeq, a predicted model, not a curated record